This is a messenger RNA of Armigeres subalbatus, 1350 nucleotides long. RefSeq names its product probable RNA 3'-terminal phosphate cyclase-like protein (gene Rtc1). Bases 153 to 1316 code for a protein of 387 amino acids. Lineage: Eukaryota; Metazoa; Arthropoda; Insecta; Diptera; Culicidae. The transcript has 2 exons. Gene Ontology annotation, molecular function: RNA endonuclease activity. Gene Ontology annotation, cellular component: nucleolus. Gene Ontology annotation, biological process: ribosome biogenesis; endonucleolytic cleavage of tricistronic rRNA transcript (SSU-rRNA, 5.8S rRNA, LSU-rRNA). The record is from RefSeq and is a predicted model, not a curated record.
GUACCGUGAGAACCGAUAUGUUCAGUCUCAGGGUUUCAUCAAAACAAUAUAACUGUCAAAAUCUGGAACUCGAAAACUCGGGCUGUUGUGUCGCACAUGGCGCUUGCAGAAAAAUAAAUUUAAAUUGAAUUACUGUUGCAAAUCACAGAGGGAUGACCAGCAUCGGCAAGGAGCACGGCUUCCUCAUCUACCGGGGAAGCAACUUUCUGAAGCAGCGACUGAUCCUAUCAACACUGAGUGGCAAACCGGUGGAAAUCCGUGACAUUCGACUACAGGACGAUGAAAACCCUGGCCUGAGAGAGUACGAAACCGACCUGCUAAAGCUGUUGGACAAAGUCACUAACGGAACGCGCAUUAAGGUGGAUCGAAGCGGUUGCUCGUUCAGCUAUCAACCGGGGCUGCUGCAAGGGGGGUCUGUCCAGCACGAUUGUUGCACCGAGCGAGGAAUCGGAUACUACCUGGACGUGCUGGUAGCUUUGGGACCAUUCUGCAAGCUUCCUCUGGAUGUCACACUGAGUGGAGUGACGAACAGCGCCGAGAGCCCCUCGGUGGAUCACAUCAAGGCUUCUGCUUUCGCGACAUUGAAGCGGUUCCUAUUGGUAGAUGAAGGAAUGGAGUUGACCGUCCGAAAGCGCGGAAUCAUGCCAAGAGGAGGAGGAGAAGUAAAUUUUAAGUGUCCAGUUAGGAAAACGUUGAAGGCCAUCCAAUGCACGAAGCAAAGCAUGGUCAAGCGGAUACGAGGGACGGCUUACUGCUGCAAAGUUUCACCGGCAAUGGCCAACCGAGCAGUGGAAUCUGCCAAAGGCGUUAUGCUGAACUUCUUACCGGAUGUUUACAUCAAUACUGACCAGCACAAAGGCAAGAGGUCGGGCAACAGUCCCGGCUAUGGAGUCAAUUUAGUGGCGGAAACGACCGAUGGAAGUAAAUUUUCGGCGGAAGCAAUUUCGAAAACCUUGGAAGACGGUGGGAACCCUUCGAUCCCGGAGGAUGUGGGACGGGAGGCAGCAAUGAAGCUGUUGGAUGAGAUUUAUCGCGGUGGUUGCGUGGACUCGACAUUCCAAUGGAUUGUGGCCCUGUACAUGGCAUUGGGACAAAAGGAUGUGUCCAAAUUUUUGAUUGGGCCACUGUCGCAAUACUCGAUAUAUUUUUUGCAGCAUUUGAGGGAGUUUUUCGGAAUCACGUUUAAGCUCGAGAAUGCCUCCGGCGAGGAAGAUGAGGAGGAUGAAGCUGAUGACGAUGAAAUGGCCGGAUCUAAUAAAGUCAUGCUAACAUGUGUAGGGAUAGGAUACAGUAAUUACAGUAAAAAGGUUAUAUAGAAGUUAAUAAACUUUGAGGAAACGAAACUAGAAA